Molecule: messenger RNA, 1171 nt
Organism: Lutra lutra (Eurasian river otter)
Lineage: Eukaryota; Metazoa; Chordata; Mammalia; Carnivora; Mustelidae
Gene: TEX47
Product: testis expressed 47
Exons: 2
Coding region: 247-1008 (253 amino acids)
Source: RefSeq, a predicted model, not a curated record
CUGGCAGCACCCAAGACACUGGCAGUUGGAAAAGUGAUGGAGGACAAAAUGGGAACUCAAGGACAGGUAAAAAAGCAAGAAGCACUUGAAGAAGAAAAGAAAGGUUAAGAUGACCUGGAGAAAAGAAAAAGAGAUUCGUAAGAAGAAAGAAAUAAAACAGUUCACCACUGAAGAGGUAUCCUGAUAAUAUGAAUAUCGUGGUAGGCUAAAACCUGGAAUCAUCUGGAAGAACAAAUAGGGUCCAUCAUGACUUUCCCAGGCCAUAUCAGAAAGCCCAACAAAAGGGCUUUUCCAGUGGAAUCUCCUCUAAUGCCACAAAUUCCACGUGGCAAUUUCUUACAUCUUCAGGAGGAGAAACAAAGGCUACAGCUAAAGAAAUUCCUUCUUCAUAGGAUGUUUCUAGUGGCCGAGCUAACAGCAAACACAGAAAAAAAAGAUAUCGCUGACUACUAUGAACAAGUGUUUCAGUCAAUUUUAAAACAUCACCUAGGAGAAACAGUGACAGGGUUUUUGCUGGUAUAUCCUACUUCUAUUCUGCAUAUCCUUGAGAGCUCCAGCGGUACACUUUACCGAAUUCUUUUAGAUUAUCUGAGUCAUCAAAAGAGUGAAACAGAAUUCUUUAUCCGAGGGAUGAGAAUUAUCGUUGUGUCCCAUAAUAUCCCAACCAGGCUCUUCAUGCAAUGGCAUAUUUCAGUAAUAAAAGUUCCAGUCAUGUAUCUUGAUGAUGUGACACAGACACAAUCUGUGGAAGAGGUCAUCACAGAGUUUCUCACUCAGACUCAUAAACUGGCACUCCACCUUUUAAAGACGGUUAAAGUGGGUGCUAAAGGACCAGGAGAUAAUCUGCACCAACUUGCACCUGAACUGCUAAUCCCAGAACAAAUAAUAAAGUACUUAUACAAAUCUGAAGAAUUCAUGGAUCCAGAAACUUUCAUAAACACAUAUAACAAACCCAUACAUGUCACUUUGGAUUCCGAGGUGAUAUGGCCUGCUCCGACUUAUUUCUAGGAUUGAGAGAGAUGUGGUGGAUGGGGUCUGAUCUCUCAAGGAAUUGACGCUACUUAAAUAAAAGGAAGGAAUUUCUAAAGUUACUCUCCUCUUGAAAAAAGAAAGGACCAGAAUGCCACAAUAUACACAAAGGUAAUAUAUUAAUCUUCACAGAGCAUGUUGA